Molecule: messenger RNA, 378 nt
Organism: Macrosiphum euphorbiae (potato aphid)
Lineage: Eukaryota; Metazoa; Arthropoda; Insecta; Hemiptera; Aphididae
Source: the annotation of a GenBank genome assembly
AUGGAUUCAGAAAUUGUUUGUAAGGGAGUUGAAGAAAUUAUGCCGAAUAUAUCAGAUAUGCAUUUAUUUAUCAAUGUAUUUUAUUGGGAAGAUGGACUUGUUUCUAACAAUCGUAGUUCGGAAACUACAGAACAAGUGAAAAUGCGACUGUCUGAUAUCCCAAAUCUUUUGGUCUACAACGACAUUACAUAUGAGCUAAGAGGAGUUAUUAGUUUUCAACCGGCACAAUCAAAGUUAAGGACAUCAUCAGGACAUUAUAAUGCAUACGCUAUUCGGGGAACUAAGAAUUGGCAAUUGUUUGAUGACCUUAAGAAAAAACCCACUCCUAUAAAAGAAAAUAAAAAAAUAUCAAUUGAACUACUAGUAUACACUAUUUAA